AGCCCUCCAACUGCAGUGGACGAUGUUAGUGAGUGGGGUCGUCUGUUGACAAGGGAAGGUGACAUUAGGAGUUCAUUUUACCAAACCAUUCUAAACGGGUUUCGUUUAGGUUAGAACAUGUCUUCUCUUGGCAGCGCUUUGCGGCUCCUCCGGGCGGGGGCUAGCGCUCUGAGAAGUGGCCCUCAGAAGACCUUCUACCGGAGGGCCGGCGGGGGCCCCCACAUAGUGCCGCAGUACCGGCAGUACCCCCAGGUCACUAAGAACCAGAAGCUCCAGGCUGAGAUUCUGAGCAGUACGAUGUGGUUCUGGAUGCUCUGGCACUUCUGGCACAGCUCAGACGACGUUCUGGGUCACUUUGCGUGGCCGGACGCGUCCCAGUGGACUGACGAGGAGCUUGGCAUCCCAGCAGACGAUGAGGAAUAGUUCUGAGAGAUGGCACUCCGACAGAUCCCAGGGUUCGUCUGUCCAGCUAGAUGUCAUCCAGACAGACGAAAGCUUUGUUGUACAUAAUAAAGAUUCCUCAUGUAUUCUCACCAUGUUGUCCUGGCUUCUAC
Gadus chalcogrammus (walleye pollock) is the source of this 554-nucleotide messenger RNA. RefSeq names its product NADH:ubiquinone oxidoreductase subunit B2 (gene ndufb2). Gene Ontology annotation, cellular component: mitochondrial inner membrane. The record is from RefSeq and is a predicted model, not a curated record. Lineage: Eukaryota; Metazoa; Chordata; Actinopteri; Gadiformes; Gadidae. Bases 118 to 423 code for a protein of 101 amino acids. The transcript has 4 exons.